AUGGCCUUCCUCUGGAUCCUGUCCUGCCUUGCCUUUGCCGGGGCUGCCUACGGCUGCGGCGUUCCAGCCAUACGCCCCGUCAUCACCGGAUACUCUCGGAUAGUGAACGGUGAAGAGGCUGUUCCCCAUUCCUGGCCCUGGCAGGUGUCUUUGCAGGACUCCACUGGCUUCCACUUCUGCGGUGGCUCCCUCAUCAGCGAGUAUUGGGUCGUCACGGCUGCUCACUGUGGCAUCAAAGUGUCUCACCGUGUUAUCCUGGGCGAACACAACCGCGCUUCUCCUAGUGAGAACAUCCAGACCAUGACUGUUGCAAAGGUUUUCAAGAACCCCAAAUACAACCCGUUCACCAUCAGCAAUGACAUCACACUGGUCAAGCUGGCCACUCCUGCUAAGAUGACACCACAAGUGUCGCCUGUAUGUGUGGCUGAAUCCACUGACAACUUCCCUGGUGGCAUGAAAUGUGUCACCACCGGCUGGGGCCUGACCCGCUACAACGCUCCCGACACCCCUCCGCUCCUGCAGCAGGCUGCUCUACCCCUGCUGACCAACACUGACUGCCAGAGCUUCUGGGGAAACAAGAUCACCAACAUCAUGAUUUGUGCUGGAGCUUCUGGCGUCUCAUCCUGCAUGGGCGACUCUGGUGGCCCCCUGGUCUGUCAGAAGGAGGGAGUCUGGACCCUAGUGGGCAUUGUUUCCUGGGGCAGCAGCACUUGCUCGACCUCCGUCCCUGGAGUCUAUGCUCGGGUCACAGAGCUCCGUGCUUGGAUGGACGAGACCAUUGCCGCCAACUAAAACCGCUCUCUUGUGUUUUAUUGGUUUUGGUUUCCGUGGUGAUGUCAAUAAAAUUAUGUGCCUUUCAAAGCA
This is a messenger RNA of Paramormyrops kingsleyae, 864 nucleotides long. RefSeq names its product chymotrypsin A-like. Gene Ontology annotation, molecular function: serine-type endopeptidase activity. The record is from RefSeq and is a predicted model, not a curated record. NCBI's taxonomy places the organism in Eukaryota, Metazoa, Chordata, Actinopteri, Osteoglossiformes, Mormyridae. Gene Ontology annotation, biological process: proteolysis.